Leptinotarsa decemlineata (Colorado potato beetle) is the source of this 972-nucleotide messenger RNA. RefSeq lists its product as uncharacterized. The record is from RefSeq and is a predicted model, not a curated record. Gene Ontology annotation, molecular function: glutathione transferase activity. Lineage: Eukaryota; Metazoa; Arthropoda; Insecta; Coleoptera; Chrysomelidae. Gene Ontology annotation, biological process: glutathione metabolic process.
AUCCUAUUUCCAUAUAUGCCAACCAAGAAGAGCAUAAAUAAGAGUUCAUCAACCUCCUCGUUUCAUCUGAACAUCGAUUCUUGCUGAUAUAUCAUAGUUAAUAAAAAAUUAGUUAGUUAUGGCUCCAAAGUUAUACUCUACCAUCCUCAGUCCCUGUGUGAGGGCUGUUUUACUCUGUGCAAAGGCUUUGGGGGUCGAAUUGGAGAUUGUUGAGGUCGAUGUGGUCAACGGGGACCAGCUCAAAAACGAAUUUCUGAAGCUGAAUCCGCAACAUACUGUCCCAACUUUGGUAGACGAUGGGGUAGUUGUUUGGGACAGUCACGCUAUAAUGAUUUAUCUCGCAGAGAAAUACGGCAAAGAAAAUCCCCUGUAUCCUUCUGAUCCUAGUAAGAGAGCCAUAAUAAACCAGAGACUGUUCUUCGAUUCAGGAGAUUUGUUUUCCAAGUCUACUCCCAUUGCCGGUAUGAUUAUAUUCGGAGGAGUCAAGCAAAUUCCAGAAAAGAACGCGAAAGCUCUUAGCGAAGCUUACGGUUUUCUGGAAGCUUUCCUGGAAAGAGGAAAAUAUGUUGCUGGAGACGCUAUGACCAUUGCCGAUUUUAGCAUAUGGACUACGAUGACGAAUGCGUCUUGUUUCGUUCCUAUCGAUGAGAAAAUUUACCCCAACAUAACGGCUUGGAUGAAACUGAUGGGGACCCUUCCAUAUCAAGAAUUGAAUGCUGUUGGAGGAGGACUAUUUAGGGACCUUGUGGAAUCCUCGCUAGCAAAAUCAUAAAAUGUCGAAUUAUGGUUCUGUAAAUGUCGAAUUAUGGUUCUGUACAAUAGGCAUGUUAUAUUCUCCAGGGAUCCUGAGUCAAUAAGACAUACUAGUUUUCAUGAUGUUUAAUGAUUUAAUCAGGACACAACUUUAUUCAUCAAGAUGACAAUGUACUGUCAAAAAAACAUAGAACACAAAAUAAAUGAUACAACAUACAA